This is a messenger RNA of Trichoderma reesei QM6a, 2592 nucleotides long. RefSeq lists its product as uncharacterized. Bases 1 to 2592 code for a protein of 863 amino acids. Gene Ontology annotation, molecular function: protein binding. The record is from RefSeq and is a predicted model, not a curated record. Lineage: Eukaryota; Fungi; Ascomycota; Sordariomycetes; Hypocreales; Hypocreaceae. The transcript has 4 exons.
AUGUUCAAAUCCAUUCAACAAGCCGACGAUGUUCUCCGAGAAGAGAUCAAAGCCUUUUUGGUCCUUGAAUCAGAACCUCAACUCUUGAACAGUCAUACCAAGGUACAAGAAAGAUACUAUCUUACAAAGGAAGAUCAACAAUGUCUUCGAGACUUGCGGAUCACGGAUCCUCGUGCUGACAGGAUCCGCAUCGAAGACACUCAAGGAGGAUUGCUGCAAGAGUCAUACCAAUGGAUCCUUGAAAACCCGCAAUUCAAGACUUGGCGCGACAGUAACGAGAACAGUUUGAUUUGGCUCAGGGGCGAUCCCGGAAUAGGAAAGACAAUGCUUUUGUGCGGUCUCGUCCAAGAGCUGAUGCAACAAUCGGCUCCGUGCCUGGUCACGUACUUCUUCUGCCAGGCCACGAUCCCAACCAUCAACAACCACAUAGCAGUUCUGCGUGGUCUCAUGUGGCUCCUAGCAGAGCAGCGGCCUUCUCUCAUAUCCCAUAUUAGAAAGGCAUACGACGCUGCUGGAAUGAGCGUCUUCGACGAGGGGAAUGCCUGGGACACCUUGUCCAACAUUUUCAGGAACAUGCUGGCUGAUGAUGACCUGCCACCUGUUUGCAUCAUUAUUGACGCCCUUGAUGAAUGCACCACGGGCGUGGCGGAACUCUUGGACUUCAUUCAGGAAGCAUCAUCCCUGCCAAAUGUCAAAUGGAUGGUGUCGAGUCGCAACAGGACUGACGUCGAGGAAAAGAUGCAUCAGGGAACGUGUCUCAGCCUUGAGAUCAAUGCCACGCUGGUGAAGGCUGCCGUUGAAGCAUACAUCUCCCAAAAAAUGUCCCAGAUGCCCUUCCUCAAUCAGGAGUACGAACUCAGGAGAGAGGUCUGCCGCCGGAUGGAAGAAAAGGCGAACGGCUCAUUUCUCUGGGUUGCAAUCGUCAUUCAAGCACUAAACUCCAGAAGCUAUGCUCAUUGCGACGGCAUCUCUGAGAUGCUGGAUCUACUGGACCAGAUGCCCGAAGAUCUGUCUAAACUCCGUGAGAUCAUGUUGCAGCAAAUCUUUCAGUUGGAAGGCAGGGAUCCCGAGCUUUGCCGAGCUAUUCUGGCGACUGUGACAUUGGCGCAUCGGCCCUUGCAUCUUGAUGAGCUUUCAUGUCUGGUAGGCUUCGAGGGCGACCCGAGAAGGCUGCCUCAUGUGACAGAGCUCGUCAAUGUCUGCGGUUCGUUCUUAACCAUCCGAGAAGACGUCGUCUACUUUAUACAUCAAUCUGCAAAGGAUUAUCUGUCUGGUCCUUCGCCACGACCUGUCAUUUUCCCAUUGGGGGAAGACAAGAUUCAUCACAACAUGGUUACCCAUUCGUUGAAUGCCAUGGCGCGUACCCUGCAGGAGGACAUAUACCGACUCGGCCACCUUGGAAUUCUCAUUGAUGAGAUUAGUCCACCAAAUCCCAGUCCUCUACGUAGAGUACUCUAUUCCUGCACCUACUGGGCAGCCCAUAUCUGCCAAGUAGCUUCCCGUCGGGACAAAAGCCUCUUCGAUGACGAAAAAGUCCUAGGCUUCUUCAAGGCGCACUUCCUCCAUUGGCUUGAGGCGCUGAGUCUCACACGCAACCUGCCAAGCAACAUCGGUCACAUCAAAAGACUCAGCGAAUUGCUCAAGACUCCAGCGAGAGACGAGCUUCAAGCGUUUGUUCGCGAUGCAAGUCGGUUUCUGCAAUACCAUGCUCAUAUCAUGGAGAAUGCUCCGUUGCAGAUAUAUGUAUCUGCGCUCCUAUUCAGCCCUACGGAAAGUCUCAUACGAACGUGCUGUGACGGCAAGCUAUCAGCUUGGAUACUCAUGAGCCCUAAUGUGGGAAGGGUAUGGAGCCCUUGUCUUCAUGUCGUCGAGGCCAACGAAUCGACAACAAUGGACUCUAGUGGUACGACUCUUUUGAUAAUGAACAAAAAGUCUCGAGAUGUCGAGAUCUGGGACAUUGCCACAGGGAGGCGGUCCCAGGUACUCAGCCAUGCGGAGACCGUCCAUUACGCCAGGUUCUUGAGAGACUCGGGACGCAUUCUCACCUUCACGGAGCGCCUGAGUAGUUCCUGGGAUGCAGUUUCUGGGGCUCUUAUCAGUGUAAGCAGCAUCCAUGACCUGCACCUUGACUGGCGCACUGUCUCGGUUUCGGAAGAUGGGAGGCUUGUAGCGUCACGUGAAGGAGGCGCACAAGUUGUCAAAAUAUGGGAUACAGCCACGGGCCAGAUACAACACCAGCUGCGUUGGGGUUGCUUGCGAAUGUGCAAUGGGGACUUUAAGCCGUGCUUUGACGUCGAGUCGCCGUACAUUCUCACGCAGUGUGGCUCUAUACACUUGGACAAGCUCAUUGCGCAAGCCAACGAUCUUCAGUCGGCACACGACUACCAACGCCUCACUGAGGGCUACGGUCUGACUUAUGAUGGCUCAUGGGUGACUUGGAACGGACAGAACAUUAUAUGGUUACCACCGGGCUAUCGACUCAGAGGAAAGAGAGUGAUUUCUCAAACUUGCUUUGUUCUGCAGAUGCUUGAUUCAGCAGAACCUUUCAUCAUUCGCUUUUCUGGCCCCCCUCCUUUCAGACUUAGGUAUUGA